This is a messenger RNA of Amaranthus tricolor (Joseph's coat), 1776 nucleotides long. RefSeq names its product tetraspanin-6. Gene Ontology annotation, cellular component: plasma membrane; plasmodesma. The transcript is spliced from 3 exons. Bases 172 to 1023 code for a protein of 283 amino acids. Gene Ontology annotation, biological process: auxin-activated signaling pathway. The record is from RefSeq and is a predicted model, not a curated record. Lineage: Eukaryota; Viridiplantae; Streptophyta; Magnoliopsida; Caryophyllales; Amaranthaceae.
AGCUAGCAAAACCAAUCAAACCAAGUCCUUAUCUUUCACCAUAUUAUAUAUUCUCCAUCUUUUUAAACCCAUCACAUACUUAUAAUUACUCCAAAACACAAACACCCCAAUAAUUUCUCACCUUUAAAACACAAAAUCAUCAUCCAAACCCAAAAAAUAAUAAAAAAAAAAAUGUAUAGAUUAAGUAACACAGUAAUAGGUUUCCUAAACCUAUUUUCACUCUUAGCAUCAAUACCAAUAAUAGGAGCAGGAUUAUGGAUGGCAAAAGACAGUACAACAUGUGAAAACUUUCUUCAAACACCAUUACUCAUAAUAGGGUUCAUUGUACUUAUAAUCUCUUUAGCUGGUUUUGUAGGUGCAUGUUUUAAUGUUGCAUGGGCUCUUUGGGUUUAUUUAGUGGUUAUGUUGUUGCUUAUAUUGGGUCUUAUGAUUAUAACUGUGUUUGGGUUUGUGGUUACUUCUCAAGGAGGUGGUGUUGGUGUGCAAGGAAGGGUGUAUCGAGAGUAUGAGUUGAAGGAAUACUCUUCUUGGUUAAGGGAUAGAGUUAAGGAUCCUAAUUAUUGGACUAAAAUUAGAGGGUGUAUUUUGGGGUCUAAGACUUGUGCUAGUCUUGGUGCUUGGACUCUUGUUGAUUAUCUUAGGAAUGAUAUGACUCCUGUUCAGUCAGGAUGCUGUAAGCCACCAACAUCAUGCGUAUACGACUCGACAACAGUAAUGAUGGAUCAGGAUCCGGAUUGCUUUAAAUGGAAUAACAACCCGAAUGUAUUAUGCUACGAAUGUGAUUCUUGUAAGGCAGGUGUGCUGGAGACUAUUCGAAGGGAUUGGCAUAAACUCUCGGUCUUGAACGUUGUUGUGCUCAUUUUGCUCAUUGGCAUUUACUGCAUCGGUUGUUGUGCCUUCCAAAAUACCCGUCGGGCUGAUACCGAUUACCCGUAUGGUCAUAACCGCAUGACUAAAGUCCGCCCCAGAUGGGACUUCUACUGGUGGAGGUGGUGGCGUGAUAGGAGAGAACAACUUUGGUAGUUUAAUGAGCAACUUUUUUGAAAACAUUUCUUUAGUUUUGAUGGAUUUAAAAUUGUUGUUAAUUUUGAUGUUCAUGUGCAUGGUGCUUUGAUUUCUUAGUACAAACAAGGGGCAACCUAUUGUUUCCUCCUAAACUUGUAUGUAUUUAGAAUAGGGUUGUAUGCACUUUGGUUUUUGGUUACAAUUCUUGUAGGUGAAAGGAUAGAAACACCCCUAAUUAAAAUAAAGAAAUCAUUUGAAAAUUUAAAAUUGGUUUAAUUUCAAACUUAGAUUCGAUUUAAUUUUACCAUUACAUCAGAAAAUAUUACGAUAUUUAUAAACACGAAGACAUAAAAGAUCCAGCAUUUUCUAGGAGGAUCCACAAAUAUGGAGUGCAACAAGUGAAGCAUAUAGUCCAUCUUUAAUAUGAAGUAGAGUUUCAUGGUUCCCUUUCUCAGCAACUACACCAUUCUUAAUGACAGCAAUCACAUGAGCAUUUUUGAUUGUGGAAAGCCUAUGAGCAACAACGAUGGUGGUCCGAUUCACCAUGAAUUGAUCCAAUGCGUCCUGCACUACUCUUUCCGAUUCAGCAUCAAGCGCGCUUGUAGCUUCAUCUAGUAAUAGUAUUCUCGGAUUCUUUAUUAUAGCACGCGCGAUUGCAACUCGUUGCUUUUGGCCUCCUGAUAGUUGAACUCCUCUUUCUCCUACUAAUGUAUCAUAGCCCUACAAUAUUUUUCAUAUUGAAAGUCAAAGGUUGCCAUUUGUUGAUUGGAA